AUCUGAACUAUGGUGGAUAUACAUCUGCAAGACCAUCAACAGAGAGUUUGGACACCUGUAUACCAAUACUUCUACCAAUCACCUCUGUAACCUUUGCUGUGUUCAUCAGACAGAUGAGGAAGCACUUGGUAUCUUUAAUACCAUUCACAAUGCAGGCUACUACAGAAUCACAAUGCGAAAGCUUGGAUGUACCCAAUAUUCAUCGACUUCAGGAAGAGGAAUGAAGAUGACAGGACUCCUUACCCUGUCCCUGGUAGCAGCUGACAACGGAUCCAACAGCAACAAACCUGUACACUCCAUCAAAGACAAUGGAGCCGACAGCAACAAACCAUAUGCUCUGGAUGUUGUGGCACUAUCUCCAUCACUGGUGAAAUGGCUAAAUUCUAAAGGACAGCCCUCACUUGGUUACCAGCAACUUUCCAAUUCUCUUUGCAGUCCACCUCUUCAUCUCUCCUGA
Messenger RNA from Saccostrea cuccullata (small rock oyster), 457 nucleotides. RefSeq lists its product as uncharacterized. The transcript is spliced from 4 exons. Lineage: Eukaryota; Metazoa; Mollusca; Bivalvia; Ostreida; Ostreidae. The annotation marks the transcript as partial. The record is from RefSeq and is a predicted model, not a curated record.